CUGCUGCUCUGCACCUAUCACUGCACCAUCCCUCUCUCUCUCUCUCUCUCUCUCUAUCCCUUUGUAAGGACUGACCCUACAAAGGCUUCUCCUUUCCCAUAAAACGACAGCAGCACCUCCCUUCACUUCUCCCAUAUCCAUAAAUAGCUCCAGAGUUGCCAGCCAAACCUCUUCUUCAACUCUGUGUUUGUCUUUCUUUCUUUCUUUCUUUAAAUGGGCUCUAUGAACAACUGGUUAGCUUUCUCUCUUUCACCUCAAGAUCUCCAACCUUCACAAACUCCUCAAACACACAUCACAGCCGCUGAAGCAACCACUGAUAUCUCCUCUGACUGCUUUGGUCUCUCUGGCACUCAUGACUCCUCCUCUGGCAUCCCUUCUCUUCCCCAUGGCUCUUUUCUCAGUCUGGGAUUCUUACAACAGAACUCACCAUCAACCUCAAGAUUGGGGGAUGAAGGGGAUGGAAUUUAAAGGGAGUUCAUCAGAGUUAUCUAUGUUAGUUGUUGGAUCAAGUAGUAAUCAGACUAACACCAUGGAAGAUGAUGAGCCAAAGCUUGAAGACUUUCUUGGUGGCAACUCCUUCUCUGACAAUGAUCAGAAACUUCAUCCAGGUGCUUAUGAUCAUAGUACCAAUGAACACCAUUACUUGUUCUCCAACUGUUCUUUGCAGCUCCCAGCUACUGCAACAGUAGCAGCAUCAACACCAAAUGGGGGAGGAUUGAUUAAUCAUAGUACAGGAUCAGGUGGUAGCUCUAUUGGCUUGUCAAUGAUCAAGACUUGGUUGAGAAACCAGCCAGCACCAGUGCAGCAACCAGAGAGCUUGAAUAAUGAUAGUGUUGAUCAUGCUGUUGCUUCAAUGGUUGGGAACUCACAGGGGUUAUCUUUAUCGAUGAGUUCCGGCACCGUCACCGCAUCAGGGUCUCAGUCAAGCUCUUCGCUGCCUUUAAUGGUGGUGGGUGGUGGUGGUUGUGGAGGAGAAGCUGGUUCUUCUUCAUUGGAUGAAAAGCAUAAGGGAAGUGCAAGUGGUAUUGAUGCACAGAAUGGAGCUAUAGCUAUAGAGGCAGUGCAAAGGAAAUCUAUUGAUACAUUUGGCCAGAGGACUUCCAUUUACAGGGGUGUAACAAGACAUAGGUGGACUGGAAGGUAUGAAGCUCAUCUCUGGGAUAAUAGUUGUAGAAGAGAAGGACAAACUAGGAAGGGGAGACAAGUGUAUUUGGGUGGUUAUGAUAAGGAAGAUAAAGCAGCAAGAGCUUAUGAUUUGGCUGCUUUAAAGUAUUGGGGUACUACUACAACUACUAAUUUUCCUAUAAGUAACUAUGAGAAAGAGUUGGAGGAAAUGAAACACAUGACAAGGCAAGAGUAUGUUGCAUCUCUUAGAAGAAAGAGUAGUGGUUUUUCUCGAGGUGCUUCGAUUUAUCGAGGUGUUACUAGGCAUCAUCAGCAUGGAAGAUGGCAGGCAAGGAUAGGCAGGGUGGCAGGGAACAAGGAUCUCUAUUUAGGCACUUUUAGCACACAAGAAGAGGCGGCAGAGGCAUACGAUAUCGCAGCGAUUAAAUUUCGUGGACUAAAUGCGGUGACAAACUUUGACAUGAGUCGAUAUGAUGUGAAUAGCAUUCUGGAGAGCAGCACUUUGCCGAUCGGCGGUGCUGCUAAGCGUCUAAAGGAUGCUUCAGAGAAUGCAGAGGCAAGUGUCGAUGGCCGGAGAAUGGAUGAUGAGGCUAUAACUUCACAGCUUACCGAUGGAAUGAACAGUUUUGGCAGCCAUGGUUGGCCUACAAUUGCAUUCCAACAACCUCAACCUUUGGCAUAUCACUAUCCUUAUGGUCAGUACAGAGGUUGGUGCAAGCCUGAACAGGAUUCCGUCGGCAUUGCGCAUAACUUGCAAGACCUUCAACAACUACAUUUGAGUAACAACACUCAUAAUUUCUUUCAGCCGUCGGCAAUCAAUAAUCUAAUGUCUCUAGAUUCAUCGUCGUCCAUGGAACACAGCACUGGAUCAAACUCUGUGAUCUAUAACACUAGUGCUAAUUAUCAAGGAGGGUUCAUUGGAGGGACUUCUGGAUUUGCAUUGCCGUUAGGCGGCACGGUUGUGGUCGAUCAAAGCCGGAACAAUCAAUCGAGCAGCAUUGAAUACGAAAGCAUGUUGCCAAAUGCUUAUUAUCACCUAUCACAGCCAAAUUCAGCAGGUCAGGUUGUUAAGGACAAUGGAUAUGAGCAAAGUAGUUCUUGCAAUACAUGGAUUCAAGCUUCAGUGCAAAGCAUGGAACCAAGUAGCAGCAAUAACAACAAUACUGGUCCUCCAAUUUUCACAGUAUGGAAUGAUGCAUAGAUUUUGAUUAGUUUUUUUUUUUCCUUUUUUGAUCAGCAAGUUAGGGAAGUUGGCUGAAAGAUAGUAGACUGGUUUUUAGUUUUAACAUAGGAUUGAACUUUGAAAUGUUUUGGGGGAAUUAGUCAUGCUUUGUAAGUAAAUUUCAGAGAA
Dioscorea cayenensis subsp. rotundata (Guinea yam) is the source of this 2476-nucleotide messenger RNA. Its product is annotated as AP2-like ethylene-responsive transcription factor AIL1. The record is from RefSeq and is a predicted model, not a curated record. The transcript has 9 exons. Gene Ontology annotation, biological process: regulation of DNA-templated transcription. Lineage: Eukaryota; Viridiplantae; Streptophyta; Magnoliopsida; Dioscoreales; Dioscoreaceae. Gene Ontology annotation, molecular function: DNA binding; DNA-binding transcription factor activity. The coding region runs from base 353 to 2326 and encodes 657 amino acids.